CUUAAAGAACAAAUAUAAGGAAGAAGAAAAUGGAGUGAAAAUGGUUGAAUUCAAAGCCAAGGGAAAGUGCACCAUAAUGCUUUGUUGUCAUCCAUAUGAGAUGCCCCAUAUCAUAAGAACAGGAUAAGAGUCUCUCCAUAGAGCUUAACAGAGGCAUAACUCGAGAAGCAGAAAUGGCUACUUGUAUCAUGACGGCUGCUAAAACCCCAUUAAUUGUUUCAAACUCACAAUCUUCAAACCUUCGUUCAAAUCAUCUUUUAAUCUCUUACUCAAAUCAAGUAAUCACUUUUCCAAGACUAUCUCUCAGCAUCAACAAAAAACCCCAAUUCCCAAAAUUUAGGGUUUCUGCUUCAUCAUCAUCAUCAACAGCUUCUCCUCCUAUUGUCCCAAAAUCAAACCCUAAGAAACCCAAUACUCUUCUGUCCGAUUCAAUUACAUCAAUUUUUGCAAUUGGUUUAUCAUUAUCGAGAAUCUUUCAAGGGGUUUUAAACAAGGCACCAGAAUUGGGUGGGAAUUUGGUGAAUACUGCUGGUCCAUUGUUUUUUGCUGCGAUUAGGGAAAGACCCAAAGGUUAUUUGAAUACACCACUGACUGUGGUUGCUUCUGGUAUGUCAAAAUGGCUUGAUAUUUACAGUGGGGUUUUGAUGGUGAGGGUGUUGCUCAGUUGGUUUCCUAAUGUUCCAUGGGAUCGUCAACCACUUUCUGCAAUUAGGGAUUUGUGUGAUCCUUAUCUGAAUUUGUUUCGAAAUAUUAUUCCACCAAUUUUUGAUACAUUGGAUGUCAGUCCGUUGCUUGCUUUUGCUGUUUUGGGUGUUUUGGGGUCAAUUCUUAAUAAUAGCAGGGGAAUGUAUUGAUUGGUGAAGUGAUGAUGGAUUUGGAGAUUGAUGGGGUUUUCAUAUGGUUUAUACAUCUGGGGCAGCACUAGAAUUGGAGUAUUGGAGUAAGUUCCGCAGCUUUAAGUUUUAUGUUUCGUUUGCUAUUAGUACUGUAAUAGUUGAUAUUGCUGAAUAUAGUACUGAUUAUCUUAUCUGAAUAUAUAUGAAUGCUGAAAUUUUGCGAAA
Molecule: messenger RNA, 1061 nt
Organism: Papaver somniferum (opium poppy)
Lineage: Eukaryota; Viridiplantae; Streptophyta; Magnoliopsida; Ranunculales; Papaveraceae
Product: ylmG homolog protein 1-2, chloroplastic-like
Exons: 1
Coding region: 174-854 (226 amino acids)
Biological process (GO): chloroplast fission
Cellular component (GO): membrane
Source: RefSeq, a predicted model, not a curated record